This is a messenger RNA of Balaenoptera ricei (Rice's whale), 573 nucleotides long. RefSeq names its product pancreatic progenitor cell differentiation and proliferation factor like (gene PPDPFL). The record is from RefSeq and is a predicted model, not a curated record. Lineage: Eukaryota; Metazoa; Chordata; Mammalia; Artiodactyla; Balaenopteridae. Gene Ontology annotation, biological process: cell differentiation; multicellular organism development.
AUGGCAUCGGUGCCUUCCAUUGGAUGCCUUCUGGCCAAAACCCAGCAUUAUCGAAAAGCCAGUGUUUCUUCAGGCACCUCUUUAACUGGCUCUGAUUCUGUUCACUUCGUAGAUGAUGACAAAUCCCAGCAAGGUAUUUUACCUGAAGUGGCAGAAUCCACCUGGUGGUUUAAAUCCUUUUUCCAGUCUGAACCUGUGCUUUCAAAUGUAAAAAGAGAAGACCAGGCUGCUUGUGGCGGGAAUGGAUCGGGAAUCAGAGGCAAGGUUCUAAAUUUGUUUUUCCAACCUACAGGAACAAAUAACAAUUAUCUACUCCAAUAAAAGGAAUCACAGCUCCUCAGGGAAAUGGCUGAUCCCAGGACAGACUGCAGUAAAAACGAGGGCAGCUGCCGUGCGGGGGAUGAGCUGAAAGCUGGCGGCUGCCACCACGGAGCCCUGUGGUGGACGCAGGCGGCCCGGGUGCCUCGGGACGUGAACUCUCCUUGCAACGACUACCUACGGAGAGAACUCUGGUGCCCGCAGCUGCGUCCCCCAGCCGUGUGUCCGGGGAGCGGGGCAGGGGCGGUGCCCUGA